Schistocerca cancellata (South American locust) is the source of this 1011-nucleotide messenger RNA. RefSeq names its product ankyrin repeat domain-containing protein SOWAHA (gene sowah). The transcript has 7 exons. Lineage: Eukaryota; Metazoa; Arthropoda; Insecta; Orthoptera; Acrididae. The record is from RefSeq and is a predicted model, not a curated record. The coding region runs from base 52 to 1011 and encodes 319 amino acids.
CGAUAACUGUUUACACCUGUAGCAAACACCUGGUAUUAUUUUGAUAGCAAAAUGGCAGGGCCAAGUGAACUUUCGAAAGAAGCGAUAAAAAGUUUUAUGCUAGAUCAUGGUGGUAAAGUAACAAAUCAUGAACUCGUAAAAUAUUUUAAACCAUUUCUGACCGAUCCGGAAACAAGAGUUGAAGCACGAAACUUAUUCAAAGAAUAUGUAAAUGACCUUGCCACUAUGCGCAAUGAAGAUGGGGAGAAGUACCUGAUCCUGAAGAAGAAACACCGUAUCCCCGGAGCGGUGAGUCCUGGGGGCUACGCCUCUCCCUCGCCAUCUCCGUCGCCUUCUCCGUCCGUGGAGUCGAUGGUGAGCAGUCCGGGCGGCUUGCAGUACGUGUCCAGCGAGUCCCUGGCCUCACCGUCGCGCCAGCCGCCGCCGUACCGGCCUCCCCCGACGCUAGGCGCCAGCCCCCAGCCGCCGUCUCCACAGUACCGCGAACCGCCCCCUCCGGCUGCUCCGCCGCAGUUACAGGGUGGCGGCGAACCCGCUGCACCCGAGCCCACGCCCCCGGUGCCCCCGCGCCGCAAGAGCAGCGACAGGAUCAGAACCGAAAACAAGGAGAACAUCGACGUCACCAAGCGCCCAAAGGCUACGGGAGCUGAACCAGCUGGCAAGGAGGACGCUGGCGAUCCUCCGGAACAGCUGAGCGUGAAGGAGCGCACUCAGGUUUUCAACAGGCUGGCCACCGAGGUGGACCUGCACAGGGCGCAAGCGCAGCCGGCCAAGAAGAAGCCCGAGCGGGGUGGAGCAGAAGACGAGGACUCCGUGUCCCUCACAUCGGAACCAAAGGCACGCGAGUGGCUGGUGGCAGCGGCACAGGGCAACCACAUGAAGCUGGCCAAGCUAGCGCAGGAGAACCCGCGCCUCGCGUCGCUCAGGGAUCCAACGAUGGUGAGUGCUAAUUCGAUACGAACAACGUUCUCGCCAGCUGUGAGUCAAACCAAACGGUUGAUCCUAGCAUAA